Monopterus albus (swamp eel) is the source of this 5114-nucleotide messenger RNA. RefSeq names its product thyroid hormone receptor associated protein 3a (gene thrap3a). The coding region runs from base 205 to 2991 and encodes 928 amino acids. The transcript is spliced from 12 exons. Gene Ontology annotation, biological process: positive regulation of transcription by RNA polymerase II; mRNA processing. Gene Ontology annotation, cellular component: mediator complex; exon-exon junction complex. The record is from RefSeq and is a predicted model, not a curated record. Lineage: Eukaryota; Metazoa; Chordata; Actinopteri; Synbranchiformes; Synbranchidae. Gene Ontology annotation, molecular function: DNA binding; transcription coregulator activity; mRNA binding.
CACACGCUUGACAGAAGUUGGGCACAACACACCGCAGACAGAACACCAAGAAGAAAUAGCUUUUUAACUCGUUUCAGCAAUUUUACACCGUGGUACUUGAAUGUGACUCGACAAUAUUGGACGACGAGCUACAGGGUCUUCGUUGAGGCUGAUCCUCUUAGAAAAACACCAACUGCAAAAGUUUGAGGUGGGCUGGCUACAGUGAUGUCCAGAUCCACAAAAUCAGCCUCAAGGUCUCGGAGCCGCUCAAAGUCCCGGUCGAGAUCGCGCUCCACCUCUCACUCCAGAAGUCACUCCAGAUCUCGUUCCAGGAAGCAUCGCUACAGCUCUAGGUCUCGGUCACGGUCAAGAUCUCAUUCUCCAUCUUAUAAUCGGGACAAGAAAUAUUUCAGAGGAUACCAGAACGACCGGGAGUUCCGGGGUUACCACCGCGGCUUCCGGAGGCCGGACAGGGGCCGAGGGUGGGGCUAUUUCCCACGUGGGCGCUACCAGCGUGGUGGAAGGGGCUACAACAAUAACAACUUCCGCCCCAACUGGAAGAAUUUCAAGCAGUACAAUCAGUACAAUCAAAAACAGUAUCAACAGCAGUACCAACAGCAGCAAAAUAAUUCACAAGGGCAAUCGCACAGCCUCCAGAGACGCUCAGGAAGUUCCCCUCACGGUCGCUCUCACCAGUCUGACAGGUCCUCCUCACUGUUGUCCAGACACUCUCAGCGUUCUUCCUCCUCCUCACACUCCUCUCCUAAAUGCAGGCCAGACUUAUUGUUGAGUAGCCAAAACUGCAAAGAUGUGAAAGUGGAGCACUCAGUCUCAAAGGAGGCCCAGAAGGAAGGAGGGGGAGAUGGGGAGUCAGUGGAGCUUGCUGGGGUGUUGGAAGGUGAUGUUGAAGAAUUUACAGGCAGUGGGAAAACUGGGGGAAACUGGCAGGGCCCGACAGAAUGCAAUAGCAGUCCAAAGAAAAUCAGCCCUCUGGCAAAUUCUGCUGUUACUGUUGGUCAGAACAGCCAACCUACUAACCAGUCUAGUCCUGCUCCUGUAAACACAAAUGACACGAGCAAUGGCGCCCCCUCCUGGCAGAUUCUGUGUAAUUCACCCUCAACAAAAAAACCCUCAAAUGAAGGUCUCGACCCAAUGCUUCUCAGCUUUGACUUCUCCAGUGAGGAAUUCCUGAAUGGAGAUAAAACGGCAAUCUCCAUUGCCUUCAGAAAGUUUUUGGAGGAGCAAAAUAAAAAAGCUAAAUCUGCUUGGGAAAAUGCAAAGAACACAGAAGCAAAUGGUGUGGAUAUGGAGCAGAGGAAAGCAAAUAGUCAAACAUCAGCAGUUAACUCUAAAAGAAUGUCAAGAAAGCUCAAAGAAGACAUUGAUGAAGUGUCUCUGAACAGCUUUUUGAAAAAAUCUCCUUUCCUGCCUGCUGAUGGGGAGCAAGAGAUGGAAAUCAUCAUCAAGCCUCAUCCAAAGUCACUUCACAAAGACUGGCACAAUGGGGACGAGUCCUGUAAACCAAAGAGCAAGGUCACCCACUCAGCCCAAGAACUGUUUGGCAAAUGGCAGAAUGCAACCUAUUCACAGGUAGCCACAGGUAGUAACAGUGACCUGGACGCCAUGGCAGAGGAGAUCUAUCUCAGUCAAAAACAAGAUAAAGCAGCAACCUUUGCAGUUGUUCUCAGCAAGAGGGAGUUAGCAGGAAAGUUUGAGGAACUGUCCCCAGACAUGAGUUGUAAAGCCAAGAAGAGGGCAAACUCUCCCUCAACCUCCUCUCCUACACCACCACCAAAGAGGAGCUCUGACAGAGAGAAGUUUAUGGACAGGGGAGAGGACUCGCCUCUCAUGUCCUCAAGAAAACAGGAAACAAAAUUUAACGUCAGAAUGGAUUUCCUUGGAGAUAGCCUGAUAAGCUCUUCAGACAUUUUAGCAGAAGAGCGACAGUUGUCUCAGGACCUUGUGCAGUCCUCAAAGGAUCAAGAGUUCCGUGCCAUCUUUCAACAUGUUCAGGCUGCUCCAGUUCAAAGGAGUCCCUCUGAGCUGUUUGCUCAACACAUCGUCUCCAUCGUUCACCACAUUAAAGCUCAGCACUUUGCUUCUCCUGGCACGACUCUAAACGAGCGAUUCACCAUGUACCAAAGACGAGCUGCAGAGAAGGAAAUGAUGAAGCCAAGAAAAAGCCCAGAGAUACACAGGAGAAUUGAUAUUUCACCGAGUGCUUUUAUGAAACACACUCUUCUUUUUGAGGCGAUGAAAAGCUCAGAGGAUGGCACUCACAAGGACGGUGGGGAAAAGAUGAAGGGUGACUCAACAGAUCUCCGUUUGGACAUUGAGCGCCGUAAAAAAUAUUCCACCCAUGAAAGAGGUUAUAAUCAGGAUCAGGAGAGAAAUAUGGGAGUUUCUCCAGAUCCUAGUAGAGAGAGAUCUGUGGAACGGUACGCCAAAAGCCACAAAAGAUCAAAGAAAAGUAAGAAGAAGCGCUCUCGCUCAAGUUCAUCCUCAUCUUCUGAGUCCGAGUCCCAAAAAGAUUUGUCUCAUGUCAAGUCUGAUUCCAAUGAUGAAGGCUUUAACAGGGCGCGACUGGAUGAAAGAGCGUCACCAGGAUCCGACAGAGGAAAGCCACAUGGAGGACUUCAAUUACAAAUUCAUGGAAGGGGCUGGAACAGAGGGAACUGUCAUGGAAACAGUAACCCCGUGAGCAUGGCAGUAAUCCCAAAAAGUGACGACUGGGACCCAGAGUACACACCCAAGAGCAAAAAAUACUACCUGCAUGACGACAGAGAUUCUGAGGCAGAGUGCAAGUGGGUGGACAAUCGAGGGUGGGGACGGGGAAGCUUCCUGCGUGGAAGGGCACGAUUCAUCACUUGCAAAGCCACUGGGGGCUCCAACACCAGUAGCCCCAAAUGGGCCCAUGACAAGUUCCAGCUCAAUGGCGAGCAAGUUGGCAUCCAAGAUGAAAAUGCAGAACAGGACCGUGAAGAGGGAGAAAUUGAUGAAGUGAAUAGUUGAGCAGGGAAACGGUCUGCUGUAAAUCUUAAUUUUCUUAGUUUUUCUUAGAUCUGACUCGGUGAUUUUAAUCCACCAAAUGGAUCAAUAAAUGCAGAAUAAAUGUUCUGUUCAGCUUUUAGGUUUAGAUUUUAGCACAGGAUGCUCACUUUGACUCGACAACCAUUGCCUGAUGGUGUCCUUCUCUUAAUAAAAAAAAAAACUCAAUGGGUUGUCUGUGCAAACAGCUUAUCAUGACCCAUGGUUAAUUGUUAGGCAACCUCUAAUGGCUAUAGUAAUUAUGGCAGGAGUAAGGGUGUGAUCAGAAUGAGUUUCAGAAGGUGUGAAACAAUACAGACCUCCCCACAGGGGGCUCUGGCAAAGCGACGCAGCCUCGUGCGACAAAAAAAAGUUGGAUCAGCUUUUUCAACAAUGCACAGUAACAUCAUCAGCAAGAUGUUGCGUUGACCAAUCACAUAAUGUAAUGGGGUAAUGGGGGAUGCCCACAGGAAGAUGACUUUUGUUUAUCAUGAGCAUUCACUGAAAUUCAUUCUCAGUUUUUAGCCAUAGUUAUAAAUGCACCAUAAUGACACCCCAUGGAUUUUUGCUAGUUAUUGGGUGUUAAACAGUUUUGUUUUUGUUUGUUUUUUUCAAUCCAUGCCGACCCACCGGCGGUAGAAAUUGGUGCUAACGUAGAGUAUGUUAGCAGCAUGGCUGGCUAAAACAAAACCAAAACUCACGGGUUGGAAACGUGAAUGAGACUGUUCAUUUCGACUCGUCACAAUGUGGCUAUAUGGUACAUGUUUAUGUGACACUCCCCCUGCAAAACCCUCACCCCACCGUAACCUCACUGUGUUUCAAUGCACUCAGGUUAAACCCUCAAGCUAAAGGAGGAAAUCAAGCUGCAGAGGGUACAGGUUAUCAGAGGACAGGGACAAAACCCUACAGUGUAUAUGUUCGUCUAUGGUGAAGACUUCUUCUUGCUUUUCCUACAUCAGGAUACAGCUUGUUACCAGUAGAAGCACUGUUUCACAAUGAAUUGUUGUGUUCUCAUGAAAGUUUUUGUUAUGUUUCUUUGCUUCAUUGUAAAUUGAAUUCUUUAUUGCAGCAUUCUGGUAAUAUUUACACUUUGCUCAUUGAUGUGAUUGUAGAAUAGCUCCUUGAAGGGUCCUGUACUUUUAGCAGCAAGAGAACAUUACAUUGUAAUAAAAACCAGAUUGUGCCUUAUACAAAUGUAGAAAUGUCUUCUGAGUCAGAGUAGACUACUAGAUAAGUCACUUUAUAGGUGAAUAAAUUAAAAUUUACUCCAAUUACCAUAACUAUGAGGUAAAAACAUUGUUUUGAACUGUGUCUUGUUUAAUUAAAAAUGACAACACUGUAACACUGUAGUUUAUUUUGACAUGAAAACAUCACCAUUUAAAUAAUUCUGCACACCACAAAUGACCCUGCUAUGACAACGGGACCAAAUUGUAUGGAGUCAUAGGUUAAGUCAUGCAGUCCGUAACUGUACAAUCAGUCAUCAUCAUGAUCUACAAUACUAGCUGGCGGCAUGAGAUUUUUAACUACCUAUAUAGUACCAUUUUACAUGUUCAUGAAACAUUUCGCUUUCUGAUUUCUACUCUUGAGAUUGGAUAACACUUAUCAAUGUAUAAUACUGAUAGUGAUUUAUUUUGCUCCAGAGAUAUUCAUCUUAGUCUUUGUACCUGCCUAGGCAGGAUAAUGAAUUAGGUUUUUCCUUUCCUGUAGAUUUUGAUGUGAUUUUCAUCUGCUGAUUGCAAACUUUUCUUCAUGCAAGGAUGAUUUAAUCAUUUAUGUAAAUUGAGUGCAACUGUGUCAACACUGAUAAAACAGGUUGAAAAUUAGCAAUUGUUUAGUUUGUAACAGAAACAAGUUUAUCUGGUGAGGAUCAUAAAUGUUUUUUCAGUUCACAUUUUUUGUGAUUGUUCUUCUUAAGUCUAGGAUUAGUCUCAUCUCUGAUUAAUAAUCUUUGAUUAAUAGCUCAUGCAACUGAAUGAGAAUUUGUGUGCCUUGCUCUGGAUGCCCUGGUCUUAUUUGUACAGUACAGGCCUAUCGUUUUAGAUUCAUGUUUAAUUGUUUGAAGGUUACCUGCUUAUGAAAAAUAGCUUUUUCAAAUAGGUGUUGUUACU